AUGGCUGCCGCCAGAUCGGUGGAGGAGGAUCUCCUCAGGUUGCUCCGGCAGAACCCCCAGGGUGUCACUGAUGAGGCCCUCAGUGCCGCCCUGCCUGGAGUGCCCAUCGAGGAGCGAGUCAACGCAGUCAACUCCCUGCUGGCUGCCAACAGACUCCAGCUGCUCAAGAACAGCAGCAACAAGAUCGUGUACAAGGAGGUGGCCGCGGAGGAGGCCGCCAAGUUCAAGGGGCUCAGCACGGAGGAGCUGCUGCUGUACCAGUGCAUCAAAGCUGCGGGGAACACCGGUAUGCCGGGGAUCACCAAGAUUCUCAAGGUGUUGGAAUCUCGCCGGCUGGUAAAGAGCGUCAAGAAUGUCAACAACCCCUCUAGAAAGGUGUACAUGUUGUCGGAGCUGGAGCCGAGCCGGGAGCUGACGGGAGGCGCCUGGUAUACGGAAAAUCAGUUCGACUCGGAGUUCAUCAAUGUACUGCGGGAGGCUUGUUACUCGUACAUCAAGCGAAAGGACAAGGUGUCGUCCUCGCUGGGUGAGAUUGCAGCUUUCAUCCGAAGCCGGGGCUUCUCCAAGGUAGAGCUGCGCAUCGAGGACAUACACACAAUCAUCAUGACGCUGGUGUACGACGGCCGUGUGGACGAGGUGGAGCCGGAGGGUGAUGAGGACGAGGACCACUAUCGCCUGGCUGUGCUCGGCAUCCCUGACUCCACGUCGCUCACAGACGUGCCCUGUGGCGUGUGUCCUGUGGCUGGGGAGUGUGCGGAAGGUGGCGUCAUCUCUCCGCAGACGUGCAUCUACUACGAUAAAUGGCUCGAGUUCUAA
This is a messenger RNA of Volvox carteri f. nagariensis, 816 nucleotides long. RefSeq lists its product as uncharacterized. The transcript is spliced from 10 exons. Gene Ontology annotation, cellular component: RNA polymerase III complex. Bases 1 to 816 code for a protein of 271 amino acids. NCBI's taxonomy places the organism in Eukaryota, Viridiplantae, Chlorophyta, Chlorophyceae, Chlamydomonadales, Volvocaceae. Gene Ontology annotation, biological process: transcription by RNA polymerase III. The record is from RefSeq and is a predicted model, not a curated record.